Grus americana (Whooping crane) is the source of this 5512-nucleotide messenger RNA. RefSeq names its product mutS homolog 3 (gene MSH3). Gene Ontology annotation, biological process: mismatch repair; mitotic recombination; somatic recombination of immunoglobulin gene segments. The transcript has 25 exons. Lineage: Eukaryota; Metazoa; Chordata; Aves; Gruiformes; Gruidae. The record is from RefSeq and is a predicted model, not a curated record. Gene Ontology annotation, molecular function: ATP binding; ATP-dependent DNA damage sensor activity; mismatched DNA binding. The coding region runs from base 33 to 3329 and encodes 1098 amino acids. Gene Ontology annotation, cellular component: nucleus.
GACCAGGGUCGGCCAUCGCCGCUGCAAUCGCCAUGCCGCGGGGGCGGCGGCGGGAGCGCGGCGGCGGGGGGCAGCAGCUGGUGCUGAGCAGGUUCUUCGGAGCGGCGGGGAGCGGCGAGGAGCAGGGUGCCGCCCGGCAGACGGCUUCUGAAUUUGGCACAAAAAGGAGAACAUCAACCGAAAGCAAUGAACCCUGUGAAAAGAAAACCAAGGCACGACAAAUUACUCUAGAAGACAUCUGUAACCCACUGAAGACUCAGGAUAAAAAAGAACAUCCGAAGUGUGAAAAGUCCCGUGUAUGUUUGCAAACUCUAGACAGACUGAGAGAAUUCUGCAGUGAUUCAGACCAGCAGUGUAACAGAAUCCGGGAGGAUAGUUUUCCAGAGAGACAAUCUCUGAUUUUGGAAAAGUGUCCGAGUAUUAUUGGGAGAAGUUCAGAUUUGAAAAAUCCUCUUCAGUCAUGGGACGCUAGCCCAAAGGUUGCCCAGAAGGAGGAGUUACACUGUGAUCUUAGUCAGUUUUCUGCAUGUCUUAAGUCUUCUGAAAAUACUCAGAAUACUUCAGAUACAAAUCUUAAUAAGAGAACCAAAACCAUUUACACUCCACUAGAACUUCAAUUCAUAGAAAUGAAGAAACAGUAUAAAGAUGCUGUUUUAUGUGUGGAAUGUGGAUACAAAUAUCGCUUCUUUGGAGAAGAUGCAGAGAUUGCAGCUAAAGAACUGAACAUUUAUUGUCAUCAGGAUCAUAACUUUAUGACUGCCAGUAUACCGAGUCACAGACUAUUUGUCCAUGUGCGGCGACUUGUAGCAAAAGGAUAUAAGGUUGGAGUAAUAAAACAAAUGGAAACUGCAGCACUGAAGGCUGCUGGGGAAAAUAAAAGCUCUCUCUUCAGCCGGAAACUGACUGCUCUCUACACGAAGUCUACGCUUAUUGGAGAAGAUGUGAACCCUUUGCUGAAGCUACAUGAUUCUGUAGAUGUUGAAGAGGUGACAACAGGUGUCCCUGAUAACUACCUCCUCUGUAUCUGUGAAAAUGGAGAAAACCUAAAAGACAGGAAGAAAGGUGACAUUGUUAUAGGCAUUAUGGCAAUUCAACCAACUACCGGAGAAGUAAUUUUUGACAGUUUUCGGGACUGUGCAUCUCGCUUAGAAUUAGAGAGUCGGGUUUUGCGCCUGCAGCCAGUUGAAAUAAUACUUCCAUCUAGCUUGUCAGAUCAAUCUGAAAAGCUCAUUAACAGUAUAACCUCCAUGAGGUUGCGGGAUGACAGAAUAAGAAUAGAAAGGAUGGGAAAACUCCAUUUUGAAUACAGCCAUGCUUUCCAGCUGAUUACUGAUUUUUACACAAAAGAAGUGCCUGAUGCUACAGGUCCUCAAAAACUAUCUGUAAUACUAAGCUUGGAUAAGCCUGUUGUUUGCUCCCUGGCAGCAGUAAUUGCAUACCUCAAAGAAUUUAAUUUGGAAAGGAUGCUUUACAAUCCAAGCAAUUUCAAACAGUUGUCAAGUGAAACUGAAUACAUGACAAUUAAUGGAACAACAAUGAAAAAUCUUGAAAUUUUACAGAAUCAGACUGAUAUGAAAACAAAAGGAAGCCUACUCUGGGUCUUGGAUCAUACCAAAACUUCCUUUGGACGUCGGAGAUUGAAGAAAUGGGUAACCCAGCCCCUCAUGAAAUCCAGUGAAAUAAAUGCCCGGCUUGAUGCUGUGUCUGAAAUGCUACUGUCAGAAUCCAGUGUGUUUGGUCAGAUUCGAAAUCUUCUUUGUAAGCUGCCAGAUAUAGAGAGAGGCCUCUGCAGUGUUUUUCAUAAAAAGUGCUCAACCCAAGAGUUCUUCUUGAUACUCAGCACCCUGUCUCGUCUGGAUUUGGAAAUUCAAGCUCUUGUUCCAGUCAUACAUUCUCAUGUGAAAACUCCUCUAUUACAAAAUGCAUUGUUGGAAAUCCCAGAACUUCUUUCCCCAGUAAAACAUUAUUUAAAGAUCCUUAAUGAAGAAGCAGCCAAGACUGGAGACAAAACCCAGUUGUUCAAGGACCUUACAGACUUCCCUGUCAUCAGAAAGAAAAAGGAGGAGAUCCUGGAUGUGCUUUCUAAAAUCCAAUUGCAUCUGCUGGACAUUCGUAAACAGAUUAAGAAUCCUUCUGCAGAGUACGUUACAGUUUCUGGUCAAGAGUUUAUGAUAGAAGUCAAGAAUUCCCAUAAAUCAUCUGUGCCAUCUGACUGGGUUAUGGUUAGUAGCACAAAAGCUGUCAGCCGUUUCCACUCUCCUUUUAUUAUAGAAAAUUACAAACAUCUGAAUCAGCUCCGGGAGCAGCUAGUCCUUGACUGCAAUGCUGAAUGGCUAAACUUUUUAGACCAUUUCAGUGAACAUUAUCACCCUGUGUCUAAAGCGAUUGGUCACCUAGCAACUAUCGACUGUCUGUUCUCAUUGGCCCAGGUGGCUAAACAAGGAGACUACUGCAGACCAACUGUGCAAGAUAAUCGGCGAAAAAUAAUUAUAAAAAAUGGGAGGCACCCUGUGAUUGAUGUACUACUGGGAGAACAGGAUCAGUAUGUUCCAAAUACCACUAACCUUUCAGGAGAUGGUGAAAGGGUCAUGAUAAUAACUGGACCCAACAUGGGAGGAAAGAGCUCUUAUAUAAAGCAAGUUGCAUUGAUCACAGUCAUGGCACAGAUUGGCUCUUACGUUCCCGCAGAGGAGUCGACAAUUGGUAUUGUGGAUGGUAUUUUUACCAGAAUGGGUGCAGCAGACAACAUUUACAAAGGCCAGAGUACCUUUAUGGAAGAACUGACAGAUACUGCUGAGAUAAUAAGAAAAGCGACUUCAAGAUCACUAGUAAUUUUGGAUGAAUUGGGAAGAGGAACUAGCACACAUGAUGGAAUCGCUAUUGCUUAUGCUACACUUGAACAUUUUAUUAGAGAUGUGGAGUCGCUGACACUGUUUGUCACUCACUAUCCCUCAGUUUGUGAUCUAGAGAAGGUGUAUCCAGACACAGUUGGUAAUUAUCACAUGGCUUUCUUGGUGAAUGAGGAGGAAAGUGCUGAACAAAAAGGAUCUGAAGAUGAAGAGAAUCCUGAAUUUAUCACUUUUCUUUAUCAAAUAACUAAAGGAGUCUCUGCAAGGAGUUAUGGGCUAAAUGUUGCCAAACUGGCAGAUAUUCCUGAAGAAAUCUUGAAGAAGGCAGCUCACAAAUCAAAGGAGUUGGAGAGAAUAGUGAAUACGAAAAGAAAAAGGCUAAAGUCCUUUGCUGAAGUAUGGAAGAUAAAUGAUUCUCAGGAACUACAAAAAUGGAAAACUUCAGCUCUUCUCCUGAUCUUGGCACAGUCUGAAGACUGACUUGAUCUAAAUAAUGUUGGCGUAUCCCAAGAUGACGUGAAAGAGGCAAUUCAAACUAUGCAACUGGCAUCCCCAGUGCUCUGUCAAAUGCAGAGUAAAGCAGAGAGAAACAGAUGUGUUUUAAAAUUUCUUUUUAUUUGCAGUUAUAAAGUUCAUAUUUCAAAUGGGAAUGUGAUAUCCAAAUUGGUUUUCUUUUAUAAACGUAACCAGGUGAAAUAUCUUGCUAUGAAAAUGGACAAUGAUGUUCACAUACUUAAACCUUGGCAAAUAGUUUGUUGUAUUAAAAAAAAAUAAGUGAAAAGAAGUGAAAUAAAGUAUCAUCUUGAUUUUGCUAUAAGGAAAAUAAUAAAAUGAGGUUUUGUACUCUUUAAGACAGCUGAACAGUUCUAAUGUUUUCAGUAAAUGAAGGAAUUUAUUUUUUUUUCCCAAAUACUGCAUGUCAGAUAAAUAUGAAAUAAUGUCAUUGCAGGUGAUUGAAUUAGCCUUCCUAAUAUAGAGAACUUCAUGCAGAAAAGGGUGUAAUAUUUUUACGGGUGAUGAACAAUUGCUAACCUUCACCAAAGACUUUUUUCCAGCUUCUUCAGAUGACAAAGCAUCAUUUAAACAAAUAGUUUGUCUGCUUCAAAUAGCAAUCAAUAUGAGCAUCUCCUUCCAGAGUGUGCAGUGUAUUUAUCUAAACUGGAAGAGCUGAAGAAGAAAACUAGUCUUUCAAGGAGUUGUUACACCAGUGUGUUUAUGCCAUGCAUUGUGAAGCACAAUGAAUGUAAUACUCUAUUAUUAAUGCACACAGAUGCAGUGCAUUGGAUCUUAAGGACCUCUGACCAUAGUCUUCAAAGAGAGUAAAUAAGCCAUUACUGCAUUCCCAUGUGUGCUAAAUGAGCUUUUAGUGUGACACUUUUUGCCCUCAAGGGAGCAUUCAGACUAUGCUCUGACAAGAAAAAGAACACCUGGAUACAGUCUGAAAAAAAAUGAAGAAAUACAAUUAAGAAUGGAGAAAUGGACACGGUAUUACUGGCCUACUCAUGUUAUCAAGUGCAAAACAAUUACAGCAGGCUUUUCUCUUAAUGUCUGUGAUCGUGUUAGGAAUAAUUUGAUUUAGCCCUGCUCAGUUCAACAACAGACGUUAUCUUGCUAUCCUGAGAAGGUUUUUUCUAGAUAUGCAGGCUAAUUAUUAAAGCUACUGUUUUAUUCACUGCUGAUUAUUAUAAUUCCUAGCAGAUAUGUAAAAAGUUAUGACCAUUUGAGAAUGCACUAUAAGGAGAUGCAUGCUGUUAUUAGAUGUGCUUACUGCUGGUUUUGGGAUAUAUUUGUGACAAACCACACAGUACAGUGCAGAUUUAUCUAGACCUUGCUCUGCUGACGUGGAGCAGCCACACUCAUUAGCAGAGUGCAUGCCACGUGAGGGCCAUCACUCUGGGAUGUAAUGAGUUCAGAGCUCACUUGGGUACGUUUGUGGAGCAUGAGAUUAGGUUAGUGUAGGCAAGCAACCAGACAGAUGUUCCUUGGCCUUUGGUAGCAUAGAGCACAAGAGGGAUAUAAAGACUUGCUGGAAAACAGGGAAAGGCAUUAAUUCUGUAGGAGGGUUUGGGUUUUUUUUCAUUUCUUUUGCUGUGGUGAGUUGGGACUUCUGUGUCUGUCAUAGCAGCAGUCCUUCUAAGAGAUGGAAAGAUCAGAAGCCGCUUUUGUGUUUUCCUUUUUUUUUCCUUCUUCUUUUCUUUUAAAUUCCAGCACACUAAGCUUCAUCUGAAAGACAAUUUGAAGUACAGUUUUGGUAGUGGUACAAUGUUGGACAUGUGUCGUAUUUUUAAACCAGAGUAAUAAAAUUGUGUCUGUGUGCUGAGUCAGCAAGUUUGAUCCUGCAUACUGACAGCUGUAAGAUUAAAGAAGAGUGACCCAUACUUAGAUGAUGCUUGGUUGUAGUGGGAAUUCAUGCUAGUCUUGAGCUUGCCUUCAAGAAAGGAAUGUCUAAAUCUCUUUGUCUAAAUAUUAAUAUUUUUGGAAACCUGCACAGAGUGUUGGCUCCUACUGCCUGUGCCAGCACAUUACUGACAUCGAUAAAAUUUGGUAUUGAUGUGAAAAAUACAGCUUUGUGCUAUAGAUAAAGGUACAGUCUCCUUGAAAGGCUUUUGCACUUUAUGGAUUUUACCUGUUUUUUUUUGAAGAUGGUAUUUAUCACUUUCUUA